This is a messenger RNA of Ogataea philodendri, 1869 nucleotides long. RefSeq lists its product as uncharacterized. The transcript has a single exon. NCBI's taxonomy places the organism in Eukaryota, Fungi, Ascomycota, Pichiomycetes, Pichiales, Pichiaceae. Gene Ontology annotation, biological process: transmembrane transport. Gene Ontology annotation, molecular function: transmembrane transporter activity. Bases 1 to 1869 code for a protein of 622 amino acids. Gene Ontology annotation, cellular component: membrane. The record is from RefSeq and is a predicted model, not a curated record.
AUGUCCGCUGUCAACGAGUCUGUGACAGGGCAAUCAGCCAUUGGUCCAGACAAGAGCACCCGCAAAAUUGUGUCGCUGGUGUCCUCGUGUCUGGUGGCUAUGGCAAGUGGCACUCCGUACUUGUUUGGAAUGUACUCGCCUCAGGUGAUGGCCCAAUGUCGUUUCACAGCAGAGGACGCCAGUUUCCUCACAUUUGGCUCGACAGCCGGAUCCUCGAUAGGUGGCCUGGCAGCAGGACUGCUGAUUGACAAGUUUGGGCCAAAGUUCGCCAUCUUGCUGGGUGCAGCACUCGAAUCGUCCGCGUUCCUUAUCCUCUACCUCAAUUACAAAUACAGACUCCACCACCUCUGGAUGCUCAUAUUUGCCAUGGUUAACGUGGGUUUUGGGUCAGUGUUGCCGUUCUUUGCAACCCUCAAGGUGUCCACCUACAAUUUCCCCCAUCACAGAGGAGUGGCCAACGCUUGUCCCGUCUCCUCAUACGGAUUGGCAGCAUUGCUAUAUGCCUCUAUCUCGACCAUCUUCUUCGCAGAAGACACACAGGGGUUUUUGAGAUUUAUCAGUAUCUUCGCAGGAGUCGUCAUCGGCUCGGGAUACUUCUUCAUCGAUAUUUAUGAAACAGAGGAACCAGAACGCGAACAGGACGAAGAAGAGUCGCCUGGUUUGAAGUAUCUUCUGAAGGGACAUCGUGGUUCUUUUGCCCAGCUCACACUCGCAAGAAAGGACUCCAGCUCGUCGCUGUUCUCCACCACCUCAGAAAUCUCUUCACUUUCCGUUUCCUCAAUGUCGUCUGGGAAUUCCACCGUCGCAAACCAUCCGAUCGCCAUCAAUUACAGCUCCAAGACAAACUCUCCGUACUCCUCCCGCCCAAGCAGUUACUCUCCAUUGUCCUCGUCUCCGUCCGACUUCAAAACCAAACAGGCACUGGCUCGCGCAAACUCCUCGCGAAUCACCUCGUCGCUCAGCAAUUCUCCAAGAGCUUCCAGCUGGUUUGGUAGCGUACCGAAGAAAGCGAUCAAGGAAGAAGUAAUAGUGGAUGAAGAUUCACCAAUUGUGCCAGGAUCUACAACAUAUAGCUCCACUACACAGACUCCCCCACAAUCAGCCCAAUCCGAAACCAUCGACCCUGCUCCACAAGAAACGUUGACCGAAGUAUUCAAGAAGAAACGGACCAAACAGAAACGAACCACCAAAGAACAUUUAUACUGGCUUUUAAGCAACAAGACAUUCAUCUGCUACUUUUUCCUGUCUGCACUCUAUUGCGGAACGGGACAGGUCUACAUUUUUGGAGUUGGUUUUAUUGUGAAGGCCCAGCUGAACCCCCUUGUUGGGUUCUACAGCAGCAAGAUUUCUGCGUACCAAGCGUUGCAAGUUUCCAUUCUUUCUCUUUGCAACUUUUUGGGCCGUAUAGUAUCUGGUGUUGUUAGCGAUUUCCUUCACAAGAAGCUUAAGUUACAGAGACUGUGGGUGAUUACUGUCUUUGUGAUCGUCGGAAUCUGCGCAGCGUUAUCGUUGCUUGUAUUUGACACUCCUCAGACACUGUCGCUUUCCUCCGGACUGUACGGCUUAUGCUACGGGGCAAUCUACGGCGCCAUGCCUGCCAUUCUGGCCGAGAGCUUUGGCUCACGCCACUUCGCCACUACGUGGUCUGUCCACGGAACUGGAUCUGUCGUUGCGUUCCUUCUUCUAAGCAACUACUUUGGCCGUGCUUACGACUCCCAGAGCGAGUACAUUGAGGAUGGACAAGGUAAGAUCAUCCGGGCAUGUAUGCAUGGAAACCGCUGCUACUACAACGUGUUCACCGUGAACGUUGGCAUCGGACUCGUCUGUCUGGCUCUGUGUCUUCGGAUGAUUUAUGCUAAUCGAAAGUAA